AUGGGCCUCUAAAUUGGAAUCGGAAUGGAAGAUGAUGAUUACUCGGCGGCUGCGACUACCCUUCUGUUCGACCGUCCGAUACCUCUGCUCCGGGGACCAGUGCCCGCCGGUGGUUCUUAUAUUCUAGCUUUCCGAUCCCUUGAUUCAUGGUCAGCCGCUUUCAAGCGCUGCGAAAACCUAAUCAAGGAGCAGUGCGAGGAAGGUGCGAGAAUUGGGUGCGCCGUCGCCGCCUCUAAUAACUGUAAGCCGCCGUGGUGGCGACGCUCUGGUGGUGGUGGUGACAUGAAGGAGCGAGAGAAGUGCGAAGAACGGGAAUUUGAGGGAUGCGUGGCUGCCGCCAUGGGAAAGUGUGCAGGCUUCGCCAAAGACAAGUGUUCUGGAGCGUUUUUAGAGGCGCGAAUCGCGAGUGAGGUCGAGGGACUGGUGCGGCUAGCGUCAAUGCCGGAGGAUAGCACGUGGCGGCAUCUCAUGGGCCUGAGUUCGCUGGUUCGGAUCAAGUGCUGCAGAGCCAGGGAUCUUCUAAACCAAACUCGUCGUAAUUAGUUGCAGGAUGAUGAAUUAGUACUUAUGGUGUAUGUGAGGAUGAUGAUGUUCUUAUUUCUGGUCAAACUGUUGUGAGCUCAAGUUUUUAAUCGUAACGUUGGAAAUUACUUACUUUAUCAUGUCUCCCUCUAUCUGUUUGAGAUUUUUA
Messenger RNA from Capsella rubella, 691 nucleotides. RefSeq lists its product as uncharacterized. The coding region runs from base 25 to 543 and encodes 172 amino acids. Gene Ontology annotation, cellular component: plastid. The record is from RefSeq and is a predicted model, not a curated record. Lineage: Eukaryota; Viridiplantae; Streptophyta; Magnoliopsida; Brassicales; Brassicaceae. The transcript has a single exon.